This is a messenger RNA of Gorilla gorilla gorilla (western lowland gorilla), 5705 nucleotides long. It is a transcript of the gene C3H4orf54, whose product is annotated as chromosome 3 C4orf54 homolog. NCBI's taxonomy places the organism in Eukaryota, Metazoa, Chordata, Mammalia, Primates, Hominidae. The record is from RefSeq and is a predicted model, not a curated record. The transcript is spliced from 2 exons. The coding region runs from base 90 to 5480 and encodes 1796 amino acids.
ACGGAAUGGACACUAAAAAUAUUUCUGGAAUGACGUGACCCUCUCUCGCCCCAUCCAGGAAAGGGACAAGGCUUCACAAGAAACAGCACAUGCUUUCCUUUCAUUUCUGGAAGUCCCGGGGUCAACCUACAGAUGCUGCUUCUUCCGUGGCCGAUGGCAUUCAGACUCCUCGCUGCUGCCGACGGUGCCAGGCAAACAACUGGACAGGACAGCUCAGCUACAGAACACUGGCCACAGUCUCGGCCAGAGCAGCAGCCCCCCAGCCACAGACUACCUCCACCGCCUCAUCCAGGAGCCUUCCCACCUCCCUCAGGCUUGCUGCGGCCCCGCCACAGGGGCUGAAGAACUGGGAGGUGGUGGCAGCAGUGGCAGCGGUGCCUACAGCCUUGGGGCCAGUCCAGAUACGUGGGACCCUGCUUCGGGCAACUCUGCAGCCCCUCCGGGGCCAGAGACGGACCCAAGACUUCCCCAGCAAUCACCAUUGUCUCUUCCUGUCGCUGAAACCUGGGCAAGGGCUCAUAAUGGAAGCUGCCCCUCCUGAGCUGAAUUCGAAAGCAAGACAGGCGGAGGUGGGGGACGGGGUGAGCAGUGCUCAAGACAGCCAGGAGCUCAAGCAGCAGCUGUGGCCACUUCCCAAGCCUUCAGCCUCCUCCCAGCGAGAAGCGAAAUAUGUGGACAUGUGUGCUUCAGCUGAAGUCCAGAGGGAGAGUCCCUGGACCAUGAAACUUACCCUGGGGCACUGCCCUGGGGCUCAGAGGGCCUCUAGGAGCCCAAAGGAGAAAGCCCAAGAUGAACCCAGCAGUCAAAAGUGCAAGACUCCAAGCCCCCAGAACAAUCCUGCCUCCUCCGAACUCUCUAGAUCCCAGCACUCUGCCUCUGAAGAGGGUGGCAACUUCUCAUCUUCCUCAUCCUCCUCCCCGAUGAACAAAGCAGAAGAGGAUGGCCUUUCCAAAAUGGAGGACUCCACCACAUCCACAGGGGCUCUGGCCACCUCCUCUUCAUCCUUAGGCUUCGAGAGUGAGAGUGGUGAAAGUGAAGGUUGCCAGGCCGUGGGAGGAGAAGGAGAGAAAAUAUCAGGAGGAGGGGGAGGAGGAAAAGGAGGAGGGGGAGGAGAGGCAGGAGAUGGAACAGAGUGCAGGGACAUUAUUGCCAAGUCCCAGGGCAGCAGGGACCCCCCCAAAGUCGAAGAGGCUCACUACAUCACCACCCAUGAGAUCCAGCUGAGUGAGGUGGAACAGGACAUGGAUUUCGACGUGGGACUGGCCUCCCGCUGGGAUUUCGAGGACAACAACGUGAUCUACUCGUUCGUGGAUUAUGCUUCCUUUGGUGGCAGCGACGAGACCCCAGGGGACAUCACCAGUCUGACCGAAGAGGACGACGACAACAGCUGCUACCUCAGCACCACUCCCAGCACCAACACCACCCGGACGCCCAGCCCUACCAGCAGCGACCUGGCCCGCCCCAAUGCAGGCCGCAGUGGCCGCGACACCAGCAGCACCGAAGUGGGCAGUGGCCCCUCUGACAGUGGCCCCACUCCCCCACCCACUGGGCCUGGCACUGCCCCCCUGACUGAGCCCUUGCCUGAGACCCCGGAGGCAGCUUCAGGGGCAGCAGCCGCCGCCGCAAGCAGCUGUGGGAGUGCAGCAAGCCAGAUCCUCCUAUCAAUCAAACCGGCUUCCCGGGCUAUAAAUGAGCCUAGCAACGUGCGUGCAAAGCAAAACAUUAUUUAUGCUGCCAAGCAUGAAGGCGACAUGAGCCUCCGCGUCUCUACAGCUGCUGAACACAAUUCAAGUUCGCUGAAGCAAAACCCGGCUGCAGCAGUGGCUCAGGACCAUGCAAAGAAAUUCAUUGCUGUACCUGCUCGCCUGCAAACCAGGUGCGGGGCCAUCCGGGCGAAGGAGCUGGUGGACUACUCCAGCGGAGCCUCCAGUGCCGUGAGCGAACUGGACGAUGCGGACAAAGAGGUGCGUAACCUGACCUCCCGGGCCUUCCGGAGCCUGGCUUACCCCUACUUUGAGGCUCUGAACAUCAGCUCCCGGGAGUCCUCCACCACGCUCUCCGAAGUGGGCUUUGGGCGCUGGUCAACUUUCCUGGACUUAAAAUGUGGGGGUGUUGGGGCCAGGGUGGAGCAGAGCCUCCUCAGGAGCAGCGCGGCCUCUGUGGCUGCAGGUCUGAGGAAGGGCAGUGGGGCCCGGGCCGCUGCCGACCAGCUCUACAUCCAGUCCAAGAAGUCUCAGACCAAGGCCUUGGAGUUCGUGGUCAGCAAAGUCGAGGGGGAAAUCAAACAUGUGGAGACGCCCCUGUGUUUCCAGAAGCAGGUCCAGACGGGCUCCCGCGUCGUCACCCUUUUGGAGCCCCUGAAUGUACGCAGUGAGAGCAAAGCCAGCUCGGCCCCUGGGCCCGGCAGGGCCACCAAAGGCCCCGGCAAGGGUCCCGGGUCGGCAUACACGGACGACGGCUCUGAGACCUCAGAGGGCAGCAAGCCCACCUCCCGCGCCGAUGGCCCCCAGAAGUCCAAGUUCGCCUCCAGUCUGCUCAAAAAUGUCAUUUCCAAGAAGAUGCAGCGGGAACACGAGUUCAAAAUGGAGAGGGGAGAAGUCACGGAUACAUCCCACCACCUCUCAGGCACCUCCAAGGAGACGGAGGGCGCCCGCGGGAGCGAGAGGCAGCGAGAGAGGGGCCUGCAGAGGCAGAGCUCUCGUCACUCCGAGGCCGGCUCCGAGUACACAGUGGUCAGCAUGUCCGACGCGGGCGGGGAGGGGUCCGUGGCGGGCUCCAAAUCCCCAGUCUUCAAAGCCAGUACUCCUCGUGAGCGCAACGCAGGCCCUGGCCGGAAUUUCACCGAUGGACACACAGAAGUGUGUGAAAUUAAAAAGAGUGCCUCAGAGACCGUCAAGGGCAUCUUCCUCCGUAGUCAGAACAGUGCGUUCCGGUCAUGGAAGGAGAAAGAGGCCGAGAAGCGGGAGGAACAAGCCCCUAUAGGGAAGCUGAAGCUGCCCAAAGGAGGCGACUGGCGGGCUGAUCUCGGGGAGAUUUCUGCCAGCAAGAACACCAUCAUGUCUCGCCUCUUUGUCCCCAACAUCCAGCAGACACCCAAGGACAAGCAGCCGAGGAAGCAGGCCACCAAGUACCCUGCUGCUCAGGCCACCUCCACAGCGGUGAUCAGACCCAAGGCUCCCGAAAUCAAGAUCCGGCUGGGGAGUGUGCAGCAGCCGAGCUCAGACUUCAACAUUGCCAAGUUGCUCACGCCCAAGCUGGCCGGUGGCAGCGCCUCUAACCUGUUCAAGACCAUCGAGGACAACAGCAGGGCACAGCAGAAACUCUUCCGCGGGGACAACCUAGAAAAAGUGCCCCAUUUCCAGGUGAGAGACAUCAGAGACAAGUCCAAGGCUCAAGGCCCCCUCCACCAGGUGAGAGAUGUCAGGAAACUAAUUAAAGGGUCAGGGGAUAGUAGUGACAAGGGCAGUGUUACCCCAGAGCAGGGGCUGACUGGACCCAAACCCAGGCAGCUGUCUGCAGCAGCUGGCGGAUCUGGAUCCCUGUCCCCCAUGGUGAUUACAUGCCAGGCUGUAGUGAACCAGAGGGAAGACAGCAUGGACCGAGAGCCCAGGGAAAGCAUGGGCAAAGGGGGCGGCAGCAGAGUCUUGAAUUCUUCCUCCCCAGAAGGGACAGUCUUGGUUCACAGGGCAUCUGGCAGGCUGCCUGUGGCUACCAUUGCCCCCAAUAAGCCCGAGCAGGGCUCAUACCUGCCUGUGCUCAAGAUUGUCUCCAAGGCUUCCACCCAGAAGACCCCAGAGAAGCUCAAGGAGGAGGAGGUCAAGGAGGAAGGGAAAGCCACAAAGCCAGCCCGGAAUGCCCUGGAGAAGCUGACUGCAGCCGUGAGGUCCAUGGAAGAGCUGUACAGCUUCAACAGGAACGAGUGGAAGCGCAAAAGCGACCCCUUGCCUAUGAUGAUGGACAGCCACGUGCUGUCGCUCAUUGCCAGUGAGGAGAGGGAAGGGGUAGUGGUUGCUGAUGGAGACCACGACAAGCUGUCCAAACGGCUGGGUGAGGUGGAAGAGCGGGGUACAGGAAACAAAGCUGGUGUGGUCCUGCGAGGGGCCCCCGUAGAACGUCUGCAGCGGAGAAACUCCAACCCCAGCACUGAGAGUGUGCCUGCCAGGGCAGCGGCCUUUGAGAACCUGGCCAGGGAAAGACCCCGAUCUCUCUAUAUUCCCCCAGUCCACAAGGAUGUGGAGAGAACCCAACCCCUGCAGCCCCUCCCACCACUCCCUAGCAACCGGAACGUGUUCACAGUGAGUGCCAGCAGCAUCCAGAAAACUGGGGGUGUCGCUGGCAAGUUCCCACAAGGGCCUUCUCCGGAGAGUCCUUCAGCAGCUAAGGGCAUCAAGUCGCAGGGACUCCGGUCCCUCAAGAUCUCUCCAGCCACCCGGGCACCUCCUGAUGAGGUGACCAACAGGAAAAGUGGCAGCAAUUUGGAGAAGAGCAACAGUGACUGUGAGAAUUACCUGACCAUCCCUCUUAAAGGAAGCUCUGCUGCAGGGGAGCUUCUUAGCAGGCCUGGGGCUUCCAGGGAGGGGCCCCCCAACUCCUCAGCUGCCACUCUCUGUAGUUUACCCCCACUGAGUGCCCGCAGUCAGGUCCCCAGUAGCUCCAAAGGCUCUCAGGUUAGUGGAACCAGCCGACCAGCUUGGCGUACCAAACCUGACAACCCCCGGGAGACAGUAGCUGCCCCCCCAGGGCCACAGAGCCCCGAGCAUCCCCCCACCACCAUCUACCACCAGCCGCCGCUGCCCUUCACCCUACAGGGGGCCCAGCCCCAGGUCCUCUGCUUCUCCCCACCCAGCAUGCCUGCCCCAGCACCUGCAGGCUCAGCUCCCGUCCCCACAGACCCCUUCCAGCAGGCACAGCCUCAACAGACCCAGCGUAAGAUGCUCCUGGAUGUGACAACAGGCCAGUACUAUCUGGUGGACACACCAGUACAGCCCAUGACCCGGAGACUGUUUGACCCUGAGACAGGGCAGUAUGUGGAUGUGCCCAUGACCUCCCAGCAGCAGGCUGUGGCUCCCAUGUCCAUCCCUGUGCCUCCCUUGGCCCUGAGUCCUGGGGCUUAUGGACCCACCUACAUGAUUUACCCUGGGUUUCUGCCUACCGUGCUGCCCACCAAUGCUCUGCAGCCCACACCAAUUGCUCGCACUCCAGGAGGCAGUGAGCUCUCCCCAGUGGUGGCAGAACCUUCCAGCAAAGAGGCAGCUGCAACGUUCACCGAGGCCCCAUACUUCAUGGCUUCUGGUCAGUCUCCGGCCUCCUCAUCCUCCUCAGCCCCAGCAGCCACAUCCCAACUCCUAGGGGCCAAGGGCUUUGCCCAGCUGCAUGGCAAGCCUGUCAUCAGCAUUACUUCGCAGCCCCUGGGGCCACGGAUCAUUGCUCCCCCUUCCUUUGAUGGCACCACCAUGAGCUUUGUGGUAGAACACAGAUGAUGAGCAGCCACCAGGAAGCGGAAUGAAAAACUGCUGGAGCAAGACAAAAAGAUGGACUAUUCUUCUUUAAUCUGGAAUUUGCAUUGUAAUAGCACUAAGAAUUAUUUCAUCUGAAAAACUUCUUCCACAUGUGUUAUUCUUAAUUUUUGCUUCUUAUAAGCUAAGUGUGUAAGUUUCUAUAUUUUUCUGAACAAUCCUCUUAAGGCAGUUUUUAUUUUAAUUUUA